This is a messenger RNA of Suncus etruscus (white-toothed pygmy shrew), 522 nucleotides long. It is a transcript of the gene CABP5, whose product is annotated as calcium binding protein 5. NCBI's taxonomy places the organism in Eukaryota, Metazoa, Chordata, Mammalia, Eulipotyphla, Soricidae. The record is from RefSeq and is a predicted model, not a curated record. Gene Ontology annotation, molecular function: calcium ion binding. The transcript has 6 exons. The coding region runs from base 1 to 522 and encodes 173 amino acids.
AUGCAGGUUCCCUUGGGGGCUGCCUGCAUCUUCCUGAGAAAGGGCAUUGCGGAGAAACAGCGGGAGAGGCUGCUGGGGCAAGAUGAGAUUGAAGAGCUCCGAGAAGCUUUUCUGCAGUUUGACAAGGAUAGGGAUGGGCUCAUCUCGUGCAAGGACCUGGGCCACCUCAUGCGGACGAUGGGGUACAUGCCCACGGAGCUGGAGCUGGCAGAACUGGGCCAGCAAAUCCGCAUGAACUUGGGGGGUCGCGUGGACUUUGAUGACUUCGUGGAGCUGAUGGCACCCAGGCUGUUGGCAGAAACGGCAGGGAUGAUCGGAGUUCAGGAGAUGCGAGAUGCCUUCAAGGAAUUCGACAGCAAUGGGGACGGGGAGGUCACCCUUGGGGAGCUGCAGCAGGCUAUGCAGAGACUCUUGGGUGAGAAGCUCAGCCCUCAGGAGUUGGCCGAGGUUGUCCAGGAAGCCGACAUCAAUGGAGAUGGCACCGUCAACUUUGAAGAGUUUGUGAAGAUGAUGUCUCGCUGA